Molecule: messenger RNA, 858 nt
Organism: Talaromyces marneffei
Lineage: Eukaryota; Fungi; Ascomycota; Eurotiomycetes; Eurotiales; Trichocomaceae
Exons: 2
Coding region: 1-858 (285 amino acids)
Source: RefSeq, a predicted model, not a curated record
AUGCCUUGGGAUGCAUCUCGUGUUCAGCGUCUGCAGGCUUGCGGCGGACCGUCCGAGCCUCAACUUCUGCGCAGGAUCAAAAAUUUGAAGAAAUGGGACCUUGUGUCUGGUUCGAAAGUACUCGAAAUUGGAUGCGGGCAAGGAGAUUGUACCCUUGUUCUGGCCGACUUGGUGGGAGAAGAUGGUCACAUCACAGCUAUUGAUCCCGCUCCUCUAGACUACGGGGCUCCGAUGACAUUGGGAGAGGCGCAAUUGCAGCUCAAAUCCAGUGUUUAUGGAAAUCGGAUCACAUUUCACCAGGCUGAACUGAAAGACUUUCGUGAUUCCGGGGCCUCGGAGUCACUGUACGACUAUGGUAUCUUUGUGCAUUCAGUUUGGUACUUGUCAUCCGUUGAAACAUUACAGUCCAUGAUGAUGUCUCUUUGCGGGAGAGCAAAGCAGCUUCUUGUUGCAGAAUACGUACUUGAUAUUCGCGGAGAGAUCGCUGCUCUCCCUCAUCUGAUAGCAGCAAUCUCUCAAGCAGAAUUCAAUUCUCGAGACGGCCAUUCAUCUUCUGGAGGAGAAGAUAAUAUCCAGUCCAUUAUAUCGCCAAAAAUGAUUUGCACAGCGGCGCUCAAUGGAGGAUGGGAAUUGCAAAGGGAAGAAACCACGGAAGCUACGGAUGCUCUCGAAGACGGACGAUGGGAGGUUGGGCGUGUCCUUUCGAAGAGGUAUCUAGAAAGAUCGGAAUCUUUCGCGACUAAGCGCCGUCAGGAAUUUGCAAAUGCCUUGAUAGAAGCUGUUGAAGUGAGCAGGCGCGUUCUUGGGCCCCAGCUCAAGGUGAAAACACUACCUACGUGGCAAUGCUCAUGGGCUUAA